AUGCUAGUCGUUGGCUUGCUGGCGCUGGCCGCCACAUGCAGCGCACGCCCUCAAGGAGAUGUGGAGAUCCUCGAGUCCGAAGUGGAUAACAUUGGUAUUGGUGGCUACAAGUUUAGCUACAAGCUGAGCGAUGGCACUACGAGAACGGAGGAGGCUGUCGUCAACAACGCUGGCACCGAGAACGAGUCGCUUUCCGUACGGGGUUCCAUCUCCUGGGUUGCGCCUGAUGGCCAGACCUAUACCAUCAACUUUGUAGCCGAUGAGAAUGGCUUCCAGCCAGAGGGCGCGCACAUUCCUAAGUGAGGCGAA
Scaptodrosophila lebanonensis is the source of this 309-nucleotide messenger RNA. RefSeq names its product endocuticle structural protein SgAbd-6-like. Gene Ontology annotation, cellular component: chitin-based extracellular matrix. Gene Ontology annotation, molecular function: structural constituent of chitin-based larval cuticle. The record is from RefSeq and is a predicted model, not a curated record. The coding region runs from base 1 to 303 and encodes 100 amino acids. Lineage: Eukaryota; Metazoa; Arthropoda; Insecta; Diptera; Drosophilidae. The transcript has a single exon.